AUGUUAUUUCUAACCGGUAAAUGUCUAUGUGGUACUUUUGACAUAUCGGUUGGAGAUGCUCUUAGGUUCUUGGGUCCCAGUUACAUUGCCUGCACUCUCGAUCAGGCUUCAGCCUCUAUUCAUCUUCUCGCUGCGCACAGCACUUGCCCAGGCAUGUCAACUUCUCCGAUCUCCCUUCCAUGGCUGUUUCUCUUCCUGUUUUUAUCAGCGCUCUUUUGUUCCUCUCAGGCUGAUGUUGGCUCUGCUGCCCACUACAGCCCCCCAUAUUUGCCCACCGCGUGCAGGGGAAGCGACCCCUCGCAGUUUCCGUCGAGCAACCUGUUUGGGUCAGCCGGGGAGGGAAUAUGGGACAAUGGUGCGGCCUGCGGCAGGCAAUAUCUGGUGAGGUGCAUUAGUGCGCCGGUGCUAGGAACUUGCGUUCCAGGGAAGACGAUUCAGAUAAGGAUUGUGGAUCGAGCUCUCUCUUCGGUGUCUCGGCCUUCAAGGAAAGAUACUACCAUGGCCCUCUCCACCACCGCCUUCUCUGCAAUCGCCAACUCUUCUGCUAAGUUCGUUAACAUUGAAUUUCAACAGGUUUGA
Molecule: messenger RNA, 579 nt
Organism: Prunus armeniaca (apricot)
Lineage: Eukaryota; Viridiplantae; Streptophyta; Magnoliopsida; Rosales; Rosaceae
Source: the annotation of a GenBank genome assembly